Molecule: messenger RNA, 1521 nt
Organism: Orbicella faveolata
Lineage: Eukaryota; Metazoa; Cnidaria; Anthozoa; Scleractinia; Merulinidae
Source: RefSeq, a predicted model, not a curated record
CAUGGAUGUUCAAUAUCAAAGAAGGACGCUAUAAGCCAAGGCUGCAUGUCAACCUAUUAGCUAGAGUAUGGUCGCCUUCUUAGGCAACUCCGCCGCCUUUUGUAGAGCGCGCCCACGAGCAAUACCGCUAGCCAAGAUAACCACGAGAAAAUCAAUUCAUGGGUUUCCUUUUCUCACCUCUAUGAAUAUGGGGCUCCGCUUGGCAGCCCUUCAGGCCGCCGAAGCUAUAAUAGUAGAUUCGCACUUUGCCAUCAUUUGAGUACAAUUACCGGAAAUCCUUUUGGUUUUUCUUUAUUAUUUAAAUUUUGAAGCCCCAGUGGGUUUUAUAUAACAGUUGCCCCAAUUGGAAUAACAAAGACAAAAUAGUGAAGGAUUCUGGUAGUUGUAGUCAAAUGACGCCAUCAUGCAAAUCGCCUUUUAAAUUCACUUUCAGAUUGGUGCGCUUAACCUCACAUCAGCGAGAAUAGAAGCAAAGAUAAAAGGAGCGGAUGUGAAAGGUAGGUCGGUAGCUCAAUAUGUGAUAUACAUUUUCCUGUCUUUGACCUCACCAGUAAUAGUCAGGUGUAUAAUCAGAAGAAUUAAAUGGGACGAAGGACUUGUCAAGUGCAAACGACAAUCGGCUGUCGAAAAAACCCAGCGCCAGGUGGGCGCACCUUUGUAAAUACAUAAGUUAAAUAUGCACUUGUGAGGUUAGCCAAGCUAGAGUUACUCACGAAUGAAUUUCCUUGCGUGCAAUCCCCAUGUGCAAUAUUGCUCAGUGUACUGGGGUCAAAAUUCGAGCAGGGAAACGCUUUCAAAACAAAAUCUAGGACCAUCCAUUACCAACGGGCAGGUGAUAAUUUGAUGGGGUGCAUUGGUUUCAGGUUUUACAUCAGUUGACUCCAUGUUUGACGCGCUUGAGAAUAAUGAGAUAAACGGCAUUCUGAUGGACAAGUACAAAGUGGGUCACUACCUCGCCGAAAGGAAUAACGAAAGAUUCAAAGUGUUUCGUAGCUUCAACGCAGAUAUUCAGUAUUAUGUUGCGAUUCGUGACCGCGACCCAAUAAAAGAAUUGACAAAAGAGGGCGCUUGCUUUGAAAGGUGGAUUGAGGGACAGGCUGUGAACGAACUUCUCAUAAAUCAUCUCCAACCGGUCACGGUGUAUAACUCCGAUAGUGACUUCAUGAGCGUGUUUUCCGGUAAGUCACGCUCCACACAUCUGUUCCUGUUCACCAUUCUAGGAGUUUUUUUGGGUCUUGUAUUUCUCGGGAUCUUAGCAGAGAUCUUUUACCUGAAGUUGUGGAAAUCGAAGAAAAAAGUGGACAACGGCGAAGGUUAGUACAAAGUAACAAAAAAGUGUAAUUUGGAAAUUUGAACUGCCUAGCUAGAGUGAGACUCGUGGUCUCGUGAUUCAGAAUGCUUUUCAGCGUUAAACAUUAGGCGAUCGUAAACUAUCCUUUCUGUCAGCAUGCCUGUCAUUAGACCACCUGAUUCAGUUUGUUAGAGGAAAAGUAAGCAUCGCGAAAUCUCGUUUUGUGUCAC